CACUUCCUGCUGUCGUCGUUAUGGGUUUUUCCUUUCAUGCGCGUGGAUGACGUUUCUUACAUAUAUAUCACUGCCAUGUUUGUAUGCCUUCAUCAGAUGUAUUCAAUUAGAAUUUCCACGUCCUCCGGCUGAAGCGCUGCGACCUUGGGUAUUAACUCACAUUUGGAGGAAUAUUGGUUGCGGGGUAGUUUAGCCUGCAUACGAUAGGCCUACUACAAAGAUUGGAUUGUGAUUUGGUGGUUGGAGUUUUUAUUUUCGUUUACGUUACCCAGUUGAUACAGCAGUGAGACGCAACAGCGAGGGACUGACCCUCGUAUUUGUAGAGAUAUGGAUGAGAGGUCAUGUGUGCUGUCCAGCUAAGGGCCUUGGUCGCCCCUCUCCCUCGCUGCAGGUCGUCGUGAGCAUGUACCGUAGGAAUGGUCUCUCGGAUGGCGCCAGCAUUAACUCCGCCUCCUCAGUGGGAAGCAGCAGCUCGGACUCUCUGGAUGGGCCGGGCUUGGAUUUCUCCAAGAGUUACGAUGCCGUUGUGUUUGACGUGCUGAAGGUGACGCCCGAGGAGUUUGCUGGUCAAAUCACAUUGAUGGAUGCUCCAGUAUUCAAAGCAAUACAUCCAGAGGAGCUGGCUAGCUGUGGAUGGAACAGGAAGGAGAAACACCGACUGGCGCCCAACGUGGUGGCGUUUACACGGAGGUUCAACCAGGUUAGCUUUUGGCUGGUGAGAGAAAUUUUGACUGCCCAGACACUGAAGAUCCGAGCAGAAAUACUGAGCCAUUUUGUUAAAAUAGCCAAGAAACUGUUGGAGCUGAAUAACCUCCACUCCAUGGUGUCUGUGGUGUCUGCCCUGCAGAGUGCUCCCAUCUUCAGGCUGAGCAAGACCUGGGCGCUGAUCAGCCGGAAGGACAAGACCACGUUUGAGAAGCUGGACUUCUUGACAUCCAAAGAGGACAACUACACGCGCAUGAGGGAGUACAUCCGUUCUCUCAAGAUAACACCAUGCAUCCCCUACCUGGGCAUCUACCUAUUGGACAUGAUCUACAUCGACUCGGCCUAUCCGGCAUCGGAUAGCAUCAUCGAGACAGAGCAGAGGACCAAUCAGAUGAACAAUUUGCUGAGGGUGAUCUCUGACCUGCAGAUGUCCUGCAAAUAUGAUCACCUGGUGACCCUCCCCCAUGUUCAGAAGUAUUUAAUGUCCGUGCGCUAUAUCGAGGAGCUUCAGAAGUUCGUAGAGGACGACAACUUCAAGCUUUCUCUGAAGAUCGAACCUAUGCACGGCUCCCCGCGCAUGGCCUCAUCCAAGGAAGACCUAGCAGGUCCGUCUGAUGUGUCUGCCUCUGUGAGGUACAACUACCGGCGACCCACCUGUCCCGACGCCUCGGUGAUGGUGCACAUGCCCACGCCUCCCCCCUCUCGCCACAGGAAGAGCCAUAGCCUGGGCAACAAUAUGAUGGCGUAUGGCAUGGUGGAGAGUAAGAGCGCCACGUUCCCCAUUGAGAAGCCACGCCACCUGUUGGAUGACAGCUUCCUGGAGUCCCAGAGCCCAGCUCGAAAUGACCCACACAGCAUGGCCAUAUCUAACGGGAUGUCUUUAGGCAGCAGUGAAAGCUCAUUCGGCGAGGAACUCUCGCCAGGGAUGGAAAGGGGACGCAUGUAUGCCACUCUGGGCCCCAACUGGAAGGUCCCUCUACGUAAUUCACCUCGGAGCCGCAGCUAUGUUUACAGCCCCUCGGGUGCCAACCCGUGCAGCGAGGUGGCCAGUGUUACUAUCGAGGGGCCCCUUCGGAGGAAGACCCUGCUGAAAGAGGGACGAAAACCCAAGUUGUCAUCGUGGACACGCUUUUGGAUCACUCUGUCUGGUUCGACGCUGACGUUCUACGGGGCCAAAGCCUUGAGGGCCUCCGAGAGGAAGCAUUACAAAUCUUCAGCCUGUAAGAAGGUGUGUGUAACGGGCUGGAUGGUUGUCCUACCUGACGACCCGGCUCGACCGAACAUCUUCCACCUCAACGACCCGGAUAAAGGUAAUGUUUACAAGUUUCAGACGGGAUCCAGAUUCUCUGCAAUCAUCUGGCACAAAAACCUGGAAGAGGCUUGCAGGAGCUGUAGACCUCAGAUACCAACCAAUCUAAUGUCAUUUGAGUAGUGGACAACAAGCCAGCUUGCCCAGUGGGGAGUUAGUGCCAAGCCCUUUUCUAUGGGAGUCUAACAAACUCUCAUAAAAUGGUGGAACAGAGGAAUUGGUUGGAAUUCUAUGAAAUGAGUGGUGAGGAAGUGUGUGUGUGUGAUUCUACAGACUGGGGCAGAUGCUCUUUACCACUGGGGACACACACACACACACACACACACACAGCAGCGUUUUAGCCAAGGACUAUGUGCGAUGUCUCUCUUUCCAGAGCAAGGAAAACAAAUAUGUAAAGCCCCUGUUUCGUGUCAAAGCUUUCUCGCUUGUCAUCGUUUGUUACGCUGCUAUAAACGUUCUGAGCAAGCUCAUAUUUCUUUGGCCCAUGUUGGGUUUUGCUUAGAAGAAAGGAUUAAAAAAAAUACCUGUAAAUGCACAAAGACUGACAGUGUUAAGAGACCGUGAUAAGGGGGCUCGGGGACCAGCUACUUGGGCCCUUGGAGUAUCAGCACUGCCAUGGCCCCCUAACUAUUUGAGCCAAUGUUUCAGACCACAUUUACAUUUAAGUCAUUUAGCAGACGCUCUUAUCCAGAGCGACUGUCGACUGGACACUUUGCAAAACACACGCUAGAUUGAUGCUCAUUGUCGACCCUGGUCCUUGCAUCAGGCAGCGGACUGAUACUCAUCGUCGACCCUGGUCCUUGCGUCAGGCAGCGGACUGAUACUCAUCGUCGACCCUGGUCCUUGCGUCAGGCAGUGGACUGAUACUCAUCGUCGACCCUGGUCCUUGUGUCAGGCAGCGGACUGAUGCUCAUCGUCGACCCUGGUCCUUGCGUCAGGCAGCGGACUGAUACUCAUCGUCAACCCUGGUCCUUGCAUCAGGCAGCGGACUGAUACUCAUCGUCGACCCUGGUCCUUGCGUCAGGCAGCGGACUGAUACUCAUCGUCGACCCUGGUCCUUGCGUCAGGCAGCGGACUGAUACUCAUCGUCGACCCUGGUCCUUCCGUCAGACAGCGGACUGAUGCUCAUCGUCGACCCUGG
Oncorhynchus nerka (sockeye salmon) is the source of this 3155-nucleotide messenger RNA. RefSeq names its product ras-specific guanine nucleotide-releasing factor RalGPS1-like. NCBI's taxonomy places the organism in Eukaryota, Metazoa, Chordata, Actinopteri, Salmoniformes, Salmonidae. Gene Ontology annotation, molecular function: guanyl-nucleotide exchange factor activity. Gene Ontology annotation, biological process: Ras protein signal transduction; positive regulation of GTPase activity. The transcript is spliced from 20 exons. The coding region runs from base 332 to 2137 and encodes 601 amino acids. The record is from RefSeq and is a predicted model, not a curated record. Gene Ontology annotation, cellular component: plasma membrane.